GUAUUUUCAAACUAGUUUCAAUCUAACUGUACCUCACAUACAAACUAAGCUAAAAUUAGCAUUUCAUUUUCAGCAUUACGUUUGGUUUCUCAUUCUUACUUACACACCGAAGUCCAAAAGUAAAACAAAACAAAAAAAAACGUACAAGACACCACCAGGCACCAUAUAUAUACUUGAUAGAUACCAUAUGUCUUAUAUGCACAUACCCUCUCUCUUUCUCUCUCACGCUCUGACUCUCCCAAAGGCUACAAUGGCAACCCGUGGAUCUGUCCGUCCUGCGUCACCGAUGAGCAAGCAAGACACGGCCACCUUCUCGGACAAGAUACCGUCGACCAAACAAAGGUUCUCUUCUCAGACACCAGCUUGUCCUUCCUUUAGAAUCUACUACUACGAUGGAGCCGCCGGUUCCAUCCCUUUCGAAUGGGAGUCCCAUCCCGGAACUCCCAAGCACAAGCACCCUUCCUCCGAGCUACCUCCGCGGCCUCUCACCCCUCCGCCGUGUCAUUUGUCCUUAUCCAGCGACCAAAUUCGUCGUGGUUCAAAAAAACCCAUCAAGAAAAUCCUUGCACUGAUCCACACCAGACUCUUGUGGUUAUCAGCAGGUGGUCACAAGAAGAAUAAAAAGGUCAUGAAGCUGUCGUCACCCUCUCUGUCGGAGAGGGCGCUGAUCGAUGAGAGUGAGUACCAAUUGUUCAAGUGUCCGACAAAAGGCAAGGUCAUGAGAAGAUUUUCAUCCUUUGACUCUUCUACUGAUCACUACCCCAUUCGCAGAUCACAACCCACCUCUAGCUCCAGAAUUCGCGGAUGUUUCACCUGGUAAUUAAUAUAUUAAUUACAUCAUAAAAUCUGGAAAAAUAAAACUUGGAAACUUUUUAUAAAUCGUGUGUUUCCUAAUAUAUUUGUAAUCUUCCCAUCGUCUUUAUUAUACUUAAUCAACCGUGUCGGUAAAAAGAUAAUGCUCCAAAUAGUAUCAUGCUAUUACUUUUUGUCAUUGUCUAGUAACAGAGUGAACAGACGCAACUGAUCAAAAGAUUACAAGAGUCGCAUACUCCCAUUUCAUUAGGCUUACUAUAUUUUUGAAACUUUGAUGAUAUUUUGUUGUCAGUGUAAUCUUAACAUGCUUCCGUGUGAUUGUGAGUUUGAACAACCCUUUAUCUUAAUUUGUGUUGAAUUAAGCCGUCGUCGUCUUUCAAGCAAUUAAUGACAACACCUGCAAUGGGAUUUGGUGGUUCCAUUGAUAUGUUAUUCUUUCCAAU
Eruca vesicaria subsp. sativa (arugula) is the source of this 1256-nucleotide messenger RNA. Lineage: Eukaryota; Viridiplantae; Streptophyta; Magnoliopsida; Brassicales; Brassicaceae. The record is from the annotation of a GenBank genome assembly.